GUCGCACGCAGCUCCAGGCGGGGCAGCCCGAGCGCUGAGGGACGCGGCCAGACCUCGGCGGGCCCCGCGAGCACUACACGCCGUCACCCGAGCGUCGAGGGGCGCCCGGAGAUGCUGGUUUGCCUGCAAUGAGACUUCACUCUCUACACUUAAAGAACAUUCUUUCUGAGCUGCUGUGAAUAAAUUUGUAAUGAUAUUGUCUAUUUUCAACUAAUGGAGAACUAGCUGUAUCUUGAACAAGGAUUGCUGUAUUGGACAACUUCAAAACAUUGCUCACAAUGUCAUCAAACAGGAGUCAGAAUCCUCAUGGACUGAAGCAGAUUGGUCUUGACCAGAUCUGGGAUGACCUCAGAGCUGGAAUUCAACAAGUGUACACCAGACAGAGCAUGGCCAAGUCCAGAUACAUGGAACUCUACACUCAUGUCUAUAACUACUGUACUAGUGUGCAUCAGUCCAACCAAGCCCGGGGUGCUGGAGUCCCUCCUUCCAAGUCAAAAAAGGGACAAACUCCUGGGGGAGCUCAGUUUGUUGGCUUGGAGUUAUACAAGCGAUUAAAGGAGUUUUUGAAGAAUUACCUGACAAAUCUUCUUAAGGACGGAGAAGAUUUAAUGGAUGAGAGUGUACUGAAGUUCUACACUCAGCAAUGGGAAGAUUACCGAUUCUCCAGCAAAGUGCUGAAUGGAAUCUGUGCCUACCUCAAUAGACAUUGGGUUCGCCGUGAAUGUGAUGAAGGACGAAAAGGAAUAUAUGAAAUCUAUUCACUUGCGUUGGUGACAUGGAGAGAUUGUUUGUUCAGGCCAUUGAAUAAACAGGUAACAAAUGCUGUUUUAAAACUGAUUGAAAAGGAAAGAAAUGGCGAAACCAUCAAUACAAGACUGAUUAGUGGAGUUGUACAAUCUUAUGUGGAAUUGGGGCUGAAUGAAGAUGAUGCAUUUGCAAAGGGCCCUACGUUAACAGUGUAUAAAGAAUCCUUUGAAUCUCAAUUUUUGGCUGACACAGAGAGAUUUUAUACCAGAGAAAGUACUGAAUUCUUACAGCAGAACCCAGUUACUGAAUAUAUGAAAAAGGCUGAAGCUCGCUUGCUUGAGGAACAGCGGAGAGUUCAGGUUUACCUCCAUGAGAGCACACAAGAUGAACUAGCACGGAAAUGUGAGCAGACACAUAUUCAUAAUCAGGGUCUUGCAGCAAUUGAGAAGUGUGGAGAAGCUGCUCUAAAUGACCCCAAGAUGUAUGUGCAGACAGUGCUGGACGUUCAUAAGAAGUACAAUGCCCUGGUCAUGUCAGCAUUCAACAAUGACGCUGGCUUCGUAGCCGCACUUGAUAAAGCUUGUGGUCGCUUCAUAAACAACAAUGCGGUUACCAAAAUGGCCCAGUCAUCCAGUAAAUCCCCUGAGCUGCUUGCUCGGUACUGUGACUCCUUGUUGAAGAAAAGUUCCAAGAACCCAGAAGAGGCAGAACUAGAAGACACCCUCAAUCAAGUGAUGGUGGUCUUCAAGUACAUCGAGGACAAAGAUGUAUUUCAGAAGUUCUAUGCAAAGAUGCUUGCCAAGAGACUGGUACAUCAAAACAGUGCGAGUGACGAUGCUGAAGCAAGCAUGAUCUCCAAGUUAAAGCAAGCUUGUGGUUUUGAGUACACUUCCAAACUUCAGCGAAUGUUUCAAGACAUUGGUGUAAGCAAAGAUCUGAAUGAACAGUUCAAAAAACACCUGACGAAUUCAGAACCGCUGGACCUGGACUUCAGUAUUCAGGUCCUGAGUUCCGGAUCGUGGCCCUUUCAGCAGUCUUGCACGUUUGCCUUGCCGUCAGAGUUGGAGCGCAGUUAUCAGCGAUUCACAGCUUUCUACGCCAGCCGUCACAGUGGCAGAAAACUGACAUGGUUGUAUCAACUGUCCAAAGGAGAACUAGUCACUAACUGCUUCAAAAACAGAUAUACUUUGCAGGCGUCCACAUUCCAGAUGGCAAUCCUGCUUCAGUACAACACAGAAGAUGCCUAUACUGUGCAGCAGUUGACUGACAGCACUCAAAUUAAAAUGGACAUUUUGGCACAAGUCCUACAGAUUUUACUGAAGUCGAAAUUGCUGGUCUUAGAAGAUGAAAAUGCCAAUGUUGAUGAGGUGGAAUUGAAGCCAGACACCUUAAUAAAGUUAUAUCUUGGUUAUAAAAAUAAGAAAUUGAGGGUUAAUAUCAAUGUACCAAUGAAAACUGAACAGAAGCAGGAACAAGAAACCACACACAAAAAUAUAGAGGAAGACCGCAAACUACUGAUUCAGGCGGCCAUCGUAAGAAUCAUGAAAAUGAGGAAGGUCCUGAAACACCAGCAGUUACUUGGUGAAGUCCUCACUCAGCUGUCCUCAAGGUUCAAGCCUCGGGUCCCAGUGAUCAAGAAAUGCAUUGAUAUUCUCAUCGAAAAAGAAUAUUUGGAGCGAGUCGAUGGUGAGAAGGACACCUACAGUUACUUGGCUUAACCCAUCUAGCAGGGUCUACGUGACCCACAAGCAGAUAGUUCCAGUGAAUGAAAUGGAAACAACUCAAGUUCAUAGCAGCCAGCCUGCCGCCAUUUGGACCUUCCUUUUUAAAGCUGAGACCACAGUUCCCACCAGCUGUUCUCAGGCUACAGCAGGACUGCUCAGGACUGACACAUUUCAGUCUGUAAACAGACGCCAAGGCCAUUUACCCUAACUCACAGAGGGGAACCGAACCUUCCAUGCUGAGGCUGCAUGCUACCGCACUUAAAUCAAUACAUUGGCUCCCUGGUUAACAGCUGUCAUCUGAGGCAGCACACGAGAGUGAGUCUGAAUGGACCCACGUGUAAUCUGCUAUGAAAACCAUUUGUAUAGUGUGUUUCAUUUUUUUAAUGUGUGAAAAUAAAGAAAAUUAAAGGAUUUCUGUACAAGUUG
Mastomys coucha (southern multimammate mouse) is the source of this 2897-nucleotide messenger RNA. RefSeq names its product cullin 1 (gene Cul1). Bases 279 to 2465 code for a protein of 728 amino acids. Gene Ontology annotation, biological process: SCF-dependent proteasomal ubiquitin-dependent protein catabolic process; protein ubiquitination. The transcript is spliced from 22 exons. Gene Ontology annotation, molecular function: ubiquitin protein ligase binding. The record is from RefSeq and is a predicted model, not a curated record. Gene Ontology annotation, cellular component: SCF ubiquitin ligase complex. Lineage: Eukaryota; Metazoa; Chordata; Mammalia; Rodentia; Muridae.